AUGGCCAAGAAAAAAGCGUCGCGUAAGAGUGAAGACACCGGCAAUGAUAACCGACAAACUCAUAACCAGGAGAAGGCCCCCGAGACUGAUAAGAAAGCUACGGCACUCAGCCGGCAAUCUUCCAUGGACGACCACGAUUCGUCGGAGGAGAAACUCCAGAACUUGAAGUCACUCAACGCGAUUCUUCUCAAACAGACUAUGGAGAAGAGACACCAGAUCGAGUCGCUCGUCCAGGCCAAGGACGAAAUGGAGACCGAGUUGGCUCGCUACGGCUCGGAGAAAACCGGGAUGCGCGACGAGUUAGAUCAGGUUAGUGACGAGAAUUUCGGAUUGAAGAUGGAAUUGGCUCUUGUGAUGGAUUAUGUUGAGAACCGGUUUAGAGAGAUGGGUGUUGGUGUAGAAAGGUUGAUGAGGGAGAGAGAUGAUAGAGAGAGCGAGAUUAGGGUUUUGAAAGGGGAAACGAAUGAGCUUAUGGGUAAGGUGGAGAUUGAGAAGGAACAGUUGAAGAAGGUGUGUGAUGAGAGGGACUCGAUCAAAAAUGGGUUAGAAUUGCAGCGUGAGAAGGCGAAUCGAUUGAAGGAGAGUGUGAUUCGGUUGGAGGAGAAAGAAUCCAGUUUGGAGAUAGUGAUUGGGAAACUGAGAUCUGAAAACGAUAGAUUGGUGACGGAGAGGAGAGUGAAAGAAGAGAUUAUUGAAAAGGUAAACGAGGAGAAGAUUGAUCUGGAGAAGACAAUUGAGGAGAAGAAGAAGGAGAUAGAUGAGUUUAAGAGAGAAAUCAAAGUUCUUUUGGGUGUUAAGAAUGAGAUGGAGAGUGUGAAGAUUGAUCAAAUGAAGGAAAUCGAGGAGCUGGAGGAGAAGUUAGAGAAGAUGAAUGAGACUGUGCAGAGUUUGACAAAGGAAGAGAGGGUUUUGAGGGAUCUGGUAAUCAGGCUGGAGAAGAAUCUUGAUGAGUCUAUGGAGAAGGAGAGAGCAAUGAUGGUGCAAAUUGAUGCGUUAGGGAAAGAGAAGGCAAUCAAGGAAUCUGAGCUUGAGAGGGUAAUUGAGGAGAAGAUUUCAGUUGAGAAACAGAUGGAGAUGGUCAAUUUCGAGAAGGAGAAGUUGAUUGAUGAGUUGUCUCGGGAGAAGAGUGAGCUUGAAGGAUGUAUAUCUACUCGGGAGGCAAAGCUUGUUGAAUUGAAUAAAAACGUUGAUGAGCUAACGCAAGCUGUUGCUGUGUUACAAAAGGCUUGUAAUGAUCAAACCAUGACUAAUGCGACGCUUAGCUGCAAAGUUGGAGAGCUAAGCAAUGCUCUUGCGCAAGUUGAGCUCAAGAGAGAGGAAGCUGAUAAGGCACUUGAUGAGGAGAAGAGACGUGGAGAGGUUCUUAAGGCAGAGGUUAUGAAAUCAGAGACGAUGAUUCAAACAACUCUAGAAGAGCUUGAGAAAACUAAGAUUGCGCGCGAGAGUUUCUUUACAGCGAAAUGUGGUUUGGAGAGUGAGUCUGAAUCAUUGAAACAAGAAAAGGCUAUCCUCGAAAAGGAGCUCGCAGAGCUCAAAAAAGCCGUGGAUGCUCUGAGAAGAGAACUAGAAUCCGCUGGGAUGGAUGCAAAACGCAGCUUGGUGAUGCUGAAGAGAGCAGCCUCCAAGGUGGUGGCACAAUCAGAGAGCAAAGAAGAUAAGCAAGAGAAUGGAACCGAAUCCUACGCGGUGGAGCUAUGCUCGAUAGAGAAAGCCUUCAGAAACAAAGAGGAGAUGAUUGAGGAAAUGAAGAAAGAAGCUGAGACAAUGAAGCAAUCAACGGAAGAGGCACACAAGAAGAAGAGCUUCUGGACUCUUGUGUCGUCUGUAACAACCAUUUUCGCUGCUGCAUCCAUUGCAUAUGCCGCUCGUAUUCGUUGA
Molecule: messenger RNA, 1878 nt
Organism: Microthlaspi erraticum
Lineage: Eukaryota; Viridiplantae; Streptophyta; Magnoliopsida; Brassicales; Brassicaceae
Source: the annotation of a GenBank genome assembly